Scatophagus argus is the source of this 3024-nucleotide messenger RNA. RefSeq names its product junction plakoglobin-like. The transcript has 14 exons. NCBI's taxonomy places the organism in Eukaryota, Metazoa, Chordata, Actinopteri, Scatophagidae. Gene Ontology annotation, cellular component: adherens junction; catenin complex. The coding region runs from base 674 to 2752 and encodes 692 amino acids. The record is from RefSeq and is a predicted model, not a curated record. Gene Ontology annotation, biological process: cell adhesion; positive regulation of transcription by RNA polymerase II. Gene Ontology annotation, molecular function: transcription coactivator activity; cadherin binding; protein phosphatase binding.
UAAAGAACUUGAAACUCUUUGCAUGGAUAUAAGCUGGAGUAUCCUUGAGGUCUUAUUUGAAGGAACCCAAUGUUGUAUAAAUCAACUCCUGAGGAAGACUAAUGUGAUGUCACGUGUGAGAAUACUACAUCAAUAACACCAGAAACCAAUAUCUGAACACCAGACCAACAUUUCUCAUAGAAUCCAGUGGGAAGAAUUACAUUCAUUACUUACAUAUUAACUAGUAUUAUAGUGAACUGUUUACCUCUGUGUCUGUAUGUGCUGCUAGUCCCAAGGCAGGCGCAUUGAAACAGAUUUAGCCGUAUUAAAUCAAAUCAGAUCACAUUUAAUAAGGCUCAUUUCAACUCAAUAUUUGUCUGUUGGGGAGCUAAUCCAAAAGACUUCAUUUAAAGAAGAUACAAUAACAUUUUCAUAUAAAACUCAUUAACAUGUUAACUGAAUGCUGAAUUGUGAGUCACACAAUCAAACUUUGCCUCACAUUUUUAAUCAUGUAUUUAAGCAUUAUUUAACCAUGUCAUUCAGUGUUGUUGUGGGCUCAGCUUGAGAUUGCUUGCUUUUCGACAGAUACACCACAUACACACAUUGGUACAUUCACAGGCUGCAUGGCCCUGGUUUUACCCUUGUUUUUAAAUUAAUUGGUCCCGGAGUUUUUCGCUGAGUGUAAACUCACUUUAUGUUUAAACACACACACACACACAAACACCAACUCCUUCUCUUUGUGUAUUUCCAUUUCCUUAUGAUAGAUUUAGAUGCUCAGUAUUCACUAACCCGGGCUCAGCGUGUCAGGGCUGCCAUGUUCCCAGAGACCCUUGUGGAAGGUGAGGCAGCCAUGCCUGUCCAAUCAGAUCCGACGCAGCAGAGCAAUGUGCAACGACUGGCUGAACCCUCUCAGAUGCUAAAAACUGCUAUUGUCCACCUGAUAAACUACCAGGAUGAUGCUGAGUUGGCCACCAGGGCAGUGCCAGAGCUCACCAAGCUGCUGGCAGACGAAGAUCCGGUUGUGGUGAACAAGGCGGCCAUGAUAGUCAACCAGCUCACUCGUAAGGAGGCCAGCCGCCGGGUGCUAGUACAGUCUCCAGCCAUUGUGGGCGCUGUGGUGCGUGCCAUGACAACAGCAGUUGACAUGGAGACAGCCCGUUGUGCGGCCAGUGUGCUCCACAGCCUGUCACACCAAAGAGAAGGUCUGCUGGCCAUAUUUAAGUCUGGAGGGAUACCAGCACUGGUUCGCAUGCUAAGUUCGCCGGUGGAAUCAGUUUUAUUUUACGCCAUCACCACCCUCCACAACCUGCUGCUCCACCAAGAGGGGGCCAAAAUGGCAGUGCGUCUUGCUGACGGCCUGCAGAGGAUGGUUCCCUUACUGAAAAAGAGUAACCCCAAGUUCCUGGCCAUCACUACUGACUGUCUGCAGCUUUUAUCGUAUGGCAACCAGGAGAGCAAGCUGAUCAUCUUAGCCAAUGGGGGCCCAGAGGGUCUGGUGUUCAUUAUGAGGAACUAUAACUAUGAGAAGUUACUAUGGACCACUAGCCGCGUUCUCAAAGUGUUGUCUGUCUGUCCCAGCAACAAGCCAGCAAUAGUUGAGGCUGGUGGUAUGCAGGCUUUGGGCCAACAUCUCACAGGUUCCAGUCAGCGUCUGAUCCAGAACUGUCUGUGGACACUGCGCAAUCUGUCAGAUGCUGCAACCAAACAGGAGGGGUUAGAUGGUCUGCUGCAGAUACUAGUCACCCAGCUGGGCUCAGAUGAUGUUAACAUGUUGACCUGUGCAACUGGCAUCCUGUCCAACCUCACCUGUAAUAACUCACGCAACAAGACUCUGGUGACUCAGUACGGCGGCGUGGAGGCGUUGAUCCAUGCUGUACUUCGUGCUGGGGAGAAGGAGGAUGUUGCUGAGCCAGCGGUCUGCGCCCUGCGUCACCUCACCUCCCGCCACCAGGAUGCUGAACUUGCCCAGAAUGCCGUCCGGCUGCACUAUGGCAUCCCAGCUGUUGUCAAGCUGCUGGGGCAGCCACACUAUUGGCCUGUAGUGAAGGCUACUGUUGGUCUGAUCCGGAACCUGGCACUAUGCCCAACCAAUCAGGCACCGCUGAGGGAGGCGGGAGCUAUUCCACGAUUGGUAAACCUGCUGCUGAAGGCUCACCAGGACACACAGAGACAUGCCUCCUCCGCACAGCAGACAUACCAGGAUGGCGUUCGUAUGGAGGAAAUAGUGGAGGGCUGUACAGGAGCGCUUCACAUUCUGGCCAGAGACCCCAUGAACAGAGGAGAUAUCGCCAGCAUGCAAACCAUACCACUGUUUGUUCAGCUGCUGUACUCAUAUGUGGAGAAUGUGAAGCGGGUAUCAGCGGGUGUCCUGUGUGAGCUGGCCCUGGACAAGCAGUCCGCAGAGCUCAUCGAUGCAGAGGGGGCGUCAGCUCCCCUCAUGGAGUUACUGCACUCGAGCAACGAGGGAAUCGCCACCUAUGCUGCGGCAGUGUUGUUCCGCAUUUCGGAGGACAAGAGUUCAGACUACAGGAAGAGAGUAUCAGUGGAGCUCACACACUCGCUCUUUAAACACGACCCUGCUGCUUGGGAAAUGGCCCAUACUGCAAUUCCUUUGGAGCCUACAUACCUAGCUGAUGAGUUAGAUGGUUCUUACCCUCCCUAUGGCUAUGCUGAUUUGCCUCUGGACACCCUGCCACUAGACCCUGACCUCCAAGAGCCCUACAUCCCUGACAUGACCUAUGACCCAAGACAGGCCUAUCCUGAACCACUUUAACAGGAGAAUAGAAUAGAGAAAUGCUGAAAGAAAACACAAGAAUGACCAAAUCACAUGAGGAAAGACUGGAGGAAUGAAUGCAGGAAAAAGGAGGUGGAAGUUUUAAUCAUAAAAGGAAUCAACCCUUUUCAACUGGUGCACAAAAAAAAAAAAAAAAGAAAUCCCACUUGGCAAUCAAGAACUAUCAAAAGAGGUUGCUCUAUUGAAGGAGGUUUAUCCUUGCUGUAAAUGAAAAAUGUUACUUUGUUAUAAUGUUUUACUGUGGCUGAAAG